AUGGGUUGUGAUGAGAACUUGAAGCAACUGUGUCAGCUGGAGUUGGAGGAGGAUGUAGUUGAAGGGGAGAUAGGGAAAAUUUCUGAGUGUGGGGAGGCUACUGAAGGGGAAGGUUCUGAGUGUGGGGAGGCUACUGAAGAGGGGAACAUUGGGGAUGAAUCUAUGGAGGAUGAUAACCCUCUGAUCUCAAUUAAUGACAUUAUUGGCUUGACUACUAAGAUAAAAUCAGUAAUGGUGGAUGUGGCUGAAAUGUGUGAUGCCAUGUGUACUGCCACAACAUUCACUACUGAUGUACUGCUACUUCCUGUGGGUAACUGUGACAUGGUGCUAAGGGUUCAAUGGCCUGAAACUCUAGGUGAUAUACAAUGGAAUUUCAAGAAUCUUACUACGGAUUUCAUGCUUGAAGGGACGAGAUAUGAGCUGGGUAGGGGUCAGAAAGAGCAGAGGAUCUCUACUGUGUCAGAAAACGAACUUCUAACUCAGUGCAAUGGUGCUCUUGCCAACCAGCAAUCAACCUCAUCUCUGAGCACGGAUAAAACUGAGAUUUCUGUUGUAAAUGAAGAACUAAAUGGGCUUGCUACAACAUGGGAUGUAUCGAGACUGGUAACAGAAUUGACAGAAACUUUUACACACUUGUCCGAAAGACUUUCUGGCUUUCUUAGUGAAAGUCAAUCAAAAAUCAUGUCAGCGAAUUUUUUUGACCAAGUAUCAGAUCUUUUGGAGGGCUCAUUUAUAUAUUACUGUUUUAGUGAAGUAAGGAAUAACCUUUUAAGUUUGCUGGAGAGGAGGCAAAAAUCUGGUGUUGCUAGCCAGAUUAGGGAUCUAAGUCAAAAUUUGGUUGAUAUCAUUGAUGAAGCUCAGCGUUCAGUUUCGCCUCCACUUUUUGAUCUUUCAGAGCGUCUAAGAACAACUUUACAAGAUCUCAAGAAUCAGUUGGACUUGAUUGUCCAAUAUGACUGGGACUUCAAUCAUGACCUGGAAGAGGAUGUUUCCGCUGCGAUGGAAUACAUCAGGGCCCAAAGCAAACCAAAGGAUGGCCGGAUACUUGCUAUUGGUCACUCCAUGGGGGGAAUUUUACUAUAUGCCAUGCUAGCACGUUACAGUUCGGAAGGAAGAGAUCCUGGAUUAGCUGCCGUGGUGACAUUAGCCUCAUCACUUGACUACACAUCAUCUAAAUCAUCUCUCAAACUGCUUAUUCCUCUUGCUGAUCCUGCUCAGGCUCUGAAUGUGCCUGUUGUUCCUCUAGGCGCGUUACUAUCUGCAGCUUAUCCUCUCACGUCUAGUCCGCCUUAUGUCUUGUCAUGGACGAAUGACUUGAUAUCAGCCCAGGACAUGAUGCACCCUGAGCUGUUAAAGAAGCUCGUUAUCGAAUUCGGGAAUCGUAUGAAUGGGGGAAUCGAACAAGCUCUGCAUAAGAUUGAAGAACCAAAGCAUCGUACUGAGCGUGUCUUUCGGGUUUUCAAAGGAAUGUUUCAACCUUCUGUUGUAGGAAAUAUUCAGAUACCAAACCUUGAGGACAAGGUUAUUUGA
Salvia splendens (bonfire salvia) is the source of this 1530-nucleotide messenger RNA. RefSeq lists its product as uncharacterized. Gene Ontology annotation, biological process: proteolysis. The coding region runs from base 1 to 1530 and encodes 509 amino acids. The record is from RefSeq and is a predicted model, not a curated record. Lineage: Eukaryota; Viridiplantae; Streptophyta; Magnoliopsida; Lamiales; Lamiaceae. Gene Ontology annotation, molecular function: serine-type endopeptidase activity. The transcript has a single exon.